Suillus subaureus is the source of this 941-nucleotide messenger RNA. Its product is annotated as Cerato-platanin. The coding region runs from base 422 to 847 and encodes 141 amino acids. Lineage: Eukaryota; Fungi; Basidiomycota; Agaricomycetes; Boletales; Suillaceae. The record is from RefSeq and is a predicted model, not a curated record. The transcript has 2 exons.
GUGAGCGUGGUAUUACAGAUCCCAUCAUUUCCGCUAAACCAUAAGACACGUUCUUGGACCAGCAGGCCACAGACCAGAUACUGGUUCCCAUGCCAAUCGGAAGAUUAUUAUCAAUCCCGAAGCUCAGUCUUCCAUUACACUCGCGUAUAUUUGAUCCCCGCAUUGACCAUUGCUCUUCUCAACACGAAUUAGUGACCUAAAUGACGCGGCUAUAACUUUCCGAGUGUGACGAUUUUUUCGAAACACCAUACAACCGCAUGUACUGACGUUACAGGGGUCAACCGGGAAGUCGAAAAAUCAACGCAUAAAAGGAGGCAACUUUUGAAAAGCAAAUCGCACCUCAGGCCUCAACUUUGAACUCAUCCGUUCCUCAGCUAUACUAUCAUACUUCAUACACCUCCCAAGCAAACUGCUUUGCAUCAUGAAAUUCUCAUCCGUCCUCUUCUCCAUGUCCGUCUUUGUCCUUUCCUCUUUGGCGCAAACGACAGAAACCCUUUCAUACGACCCCACGUACGAUGACGCCUCCCUCUCCCUUUCCAGUGUCGCUUGUUCAGAUGGCACUUAUGGGCUUGAGACAAAGGGAUACACGACCCUAGGAUCACUUCGCGCAUUCCCUAAUGUCGGCGGUGUCUACACCGUGACGGGCUAUGAUUCCGCUGCAUGCGGGACCUGCUAUAAUGUCACUUACGGAAAUAAUACCGUUGCUAUCCUUGCGGUUGACGUAUCCAAAGCCGGCUUCACAAUCUCAGAGACGGCGAUGAACACCUUGACUAACAAUUUGGCCGUUGAGCUGGGAAGAGUGGAUGUUACGGCAACCCAAGUGGAUGUGUCAGUAUGCGGCUUGUAGUUGCAUUGUGUCGGAGUAUGUCGGCAGUUUCCUCUGCGUCUGAGUGCCUACUAGACAACGUUAGGACUUGGGACUUAUAGUUUCGAUGGACUUG